AUGGCGGAGCUCGUGGCCAGCUUGGCCAGGGGCGCCGUCGACUCGCUGCUGGGCCGCCUCGGCAGCAUGUCCACCGACGAGGCACGGCUACUCGGCGGCCACGUCCGGCGCGACGUGCAGUUCAUCAAGGACGAGAUGGAGAUGAUGGACGCGUUCCUCCUGCUGCUCCUGCGCCAGCAAGCCGGCAGCCUCGACCGCCACCACCACAACCAGUGCACGCCAUGGAUCAAGAAGGCGACGGAGCUCGCCGGCGACUGCCGGGACUGCGCCGAGCAGUAUGCGCACUUCGUCGCGGCUCGGCCGCCCUCCAGGAGCCUCCUCCUCGGCCACCUCCGGCGGGUGUCCCGGCUCGUCCGGAGCCUCCCCGUGCGCCACAGGCUGGCCGUGCAGAUCCAGGACAUCAAGGUCCGGCUGGGCGAGCUGAACCGCCGCCGGAAGACCUAUGACAUCUCGGUCAGUCCCAGCAGCUACCGUCCACCUGAGCGUGACGACGCCGGCGACCAGGAAGAUGAAGCUGCCUGGAGGCGCCAUUUGGCUUCCGGUGAACCACCGGCCGACCUGAAGAACACCGUGGACGAGCUUGUCAGGUGGCUCAUGGAGGAUCAACGUGCAGGGCUCAGGAUCAUACCUGUUGUCGGAAUCUGCGUGGAUGCAAGUUGGACUAUUGCUGACAGAGUCUAUCGGCACUCGUCUGUCACUAGCAUGUUUGACUGCAAGGCCUGGAUCACUGUCCGUGAUGUUCAAUCUCCUCUUCAGAUUCUCAGAGACAUACUGUGCCAACUUGCUCUCCCUCUGAACAAGUUCAGGAGCGAGAUGAUUGGCUGGAAAGAGGAAGAGCUGGUGCACAAGUUCCGCUGCUAUUUGCGAGGUAAAAUCUUCCUCCUUGUUCUUCACGAUGUCCGUGAUGAAUCUAUCUGGAGUCAAAUAGAGCAUGCGUUCCCAGAUGAUUCUUGUGCUGGUAGUGCUAUCAUAAUCACAACAGGUGAUGACAGAGUGGCCGAUUCUCUCUCUACGUAUCAAAUCUUCAACCCAGAUAGCUCCGGUUAUGUUCUCAAUUUCUACCUCGGUAAAGCUAUUGCUCUGCUCAAACAUGAGAAUGAGAAAUCUCUGAGGCAAAUCCUACCCUGCAUGUUGGUCCAUCUUGAACCUGAAAUCCUUUUCAUGAAGAUGCUCCUUCGGUAUUUGUAUUAUGAGAGCCAUGCUAUGUUCCGAUUGCGUGAUGCACUACAGCAUACGUCAUCACUGCAUGAUUAUUGGCCUAAGAAGAUGGUAUUCUUAUGCUACAACUAUUUACCUGACAAGUACAGGAGCUGCAUGUUGUAUCUGUCUAUUUUCCCACCCGGUUACAGCAUCAGGAGGACCAGCUUAGUAAGACGAUGGGUUGUUGAAGGCCUCAUCACUGACAAGCAAGAGAGUAGUGCCUUAGAACAAGCUGAUCAAUGCUUUGAUGCCCUUGUUGGGAGGUUGAUUCUCUGUCCAAGUGACACUGAUUCUUUAGGCAAGGUCAGGGCCUGCACAGUACCUGAAUUAGUUCAUGAUGCUCUCACUGAUCUGAUAGCCAGAGAAAGCAACAUUACUCCUGUGGACACAGUAUUGGUGCCACCGGAGUUGGCUCGUCAUCUUUCAAUCCGUUUCAGCAUGAAGAUGCACAUGUCUCCGUCUGAACCAAUCAAUAAUAUUCUUACCUUUCUCAAGUCCUUGCCUUCAUCAUCUCUGCUGGGUCUGCUCAAAGUGCUAGAUUUGGAUGGCUGCAAAGGUUUGAAGAGGCACCACCUGAAGAAUAUCUGUGGCAUAUAUUUGCUCAAGUAUUUGAGCCUACGGGGUACAGAUGUCACAACACUGCCCAAGCAAAUAGAGAACCUGAUCUACUUGGAAACACUUGACAUCCGACAGACCAAGAUCAGUGCCUUCCCCGGUAAAUCUUUAGUGCUCCCUAUGCUCAAACAUUUGUUCUCAGGCCACACUGCCUGUCCAAGCAAAGACAUCAUCAGGAAGCAAGAAUCGUUCUCUACCAUCCACAUUCCUCACCAAAUUGGGAGGAUGAGAAACAUGGAGAUACUGUCCUAUGUUGAAGUUUCACAUGGUAGAAUGGAGUUGAUUGAUGUUAAUCAGCUACUGAAGCUGAGGAAAUUAGGUGUGGUCAUGAAUGACACUGAUGAGGAUGGUUUUGACCAUUUGAUUCAAGUAAUCUGCAGGUUGCACAAGUGCCUACGCUCUCUGUCAAUCUGGAUAAGGCCAUCUUCUGCUGAUCAUGUAAGCAAGGCCUUGGACAUGAGCAUGAUGGACAGUACACCCCUGGAGUUUCUUGAGAGCCUAGCCAUCUCUGGCAUCAAAAUUGGAUUACCUCCAUGGAUUGAACAUCUCCACCAACUUACCAAGGUUACUCUACGUGAUACCUCCUUGACAGAGAGUGCUAUCCAUGUCCUGGGCAAGCUCGUCGGCUUGCGCUAUCUCAGGCUCCGACACAGGUCGUACGCCCAUGGCGAUCUAGCCAUCUCUGGAAGGGAAUUCAAAAGCCUGCAGUUUCUUUUGAUCGAGGAUUCAGACAUUGUCAGCAUCAGGUUCGAUGAGGGAGCAGCUCCUAGGCUCGAGAGGAUGGUAUGGCGUUUCACCAUAAUGAAUUCUCUUGUUGGCGUCGGUCACCUCCUAAGCAUCAGGGAGCUCCAGCUCGAAGGAGACUGUAACCUGGAUAAGAUUGGGGUGAUUCAGAAUGACAUUAAAGCACACCCCAACGGCCCCAGUCUGAAGCACAUUCCAGCAGCAGAGAACUAA
Molecule: messenger RNA, 2772 nt
Organism: Oryza brachyantha (malo sina)
Lineage: Eukaryota; Viridiplantae; Streptophyta; Magnoliopsida; Poales; Poaceae
Product: disease resistance protein Pik-2-like
Exons: 1
Coding region: 1-2772 (923 amino acids)
Biological process (GO): defense response to other organism
Molecular function (GO): ADP binding
Source: RefSeq, a predicted model, not a curated record